Messenger RNA from Neltuma alba, 663 nucleotides. Its product is annotated as 60S ribosomal protein L37-3-like. Gene Ontology annotation, biological process: translation. Gene Ontology annotation, cellular component: ribosome; cytosolic large ribosomal subunit. The transcript is spliced from 4 exons. The record is from RefSeq and is a predicted model, not a curated record. Gene Ontology annotation, molecular function: structural constituent of ribosome; RNA binding. Lineage: Eukaryota; Viridiplantae; Streptophyta; Magnoliopsida; Fabales; Fabaceae. The coding region runs from base 110 to 397 and encodes 95 amino acids.
CAACCCUAAACCUAUUUGGUUUUAGUUAGCUAUUUAAGAAUUCAUCUAUGCGCCGCUGACGCUCUUCAGCCAUAUUCCUCAUUUCCUCUAGGGUUCUGUCUCCGCUUCGAUGGGGAAGGGUACGGGAAGCUUCGGUAAGAGGAGGAACAAGACCCACACUCUCUGUGUGAGGUGUGGCCGACGCAGCUUUCACCUCCAGAAGAGUCGCUGUGCCGCCUGCGCUUUCCCUGCCGCUCGCAAGAGGAAGUAUAACUGGAGCGUGAAGGCGAUCCGUAGAAAGACCACUGGAACCGGCAGGAUGAGGUACUUGCGAAAUGUGCCUCACAGAUUCAAGAGUGGAUUCAGAGAAGGUACCCAAGCGGCACCCAGGAAGAAGGGAGCAGCUGCCACUGCUUAAGUCAUUGGUAGAUUGGGUCUAGCUCUUGGAACAUUCCUCUUGAUUUUUCAGUCUCAUUGCUUUGUCUUUUUAUUUCUUUUAAUUCGUAGUUGUCAUAAAUUUGAACAAGAUCGGGAGAUGUUUUGACUGUUCAAUGAGAGGUUAUGAGAUAUGUAUUUUUUACUUACAUCAGUUAUCAUUGCGGAAACUCAGUGACAACCAUUUUGGCAUAUGAAGAUUUGUUACAUAGUGAUCUAUGAAAAGUAUCAACUUUUGUUAUUAUGGCA